AAAAUGGCCGAAUGGUGUGCCGAUCAUUUGCGCAAUUGCGAAGGCUGGAAGUCGGCUGGUCUGGAACUAUCAACUACGAGUGAUGAGAAUGCGAAAUGGUUGGAUGCCUGCAUUCGACAGCUUGUGUCCUGGUCGGAUUGCACCAGUUUAGGCGGAUUUCAUACAUCGAUCGAGAAGCUUGUGGCUUCGGAUCCUGAAGCAAUUAUGGCCCGAACUUUCCUAGUGGGCCUCUCCGGGCUCGGCACAGAAGCCGCUGCUCGAAAUGUCGAAUUUGCCAAGAAAAUGGAUCAACUAGAAAUUGACGCUGAAAAGUAUGGAAACGCCAGAGAAAAGCGACAUGCCAAAGCAGCGAUUUUGUGGGGAAGAGGAAAGCAUCAUGAAGCUGCCAUCGAGUGGGACAAGCUUCUAGAUGAUUACCCAACAGAUUUAAUUGCAGUGAAGUUCUCACACGAUGCUCAUUUCUUCAAUGGAAAUCAGAUAGGGAAGAAGAACGCAAUUGAGAAGGUUAUCCACAAGUGGAAUGCAGAUUUACCAUGCUAUAGCUAUCUCCAUGGCAUGUAUGCUUUUGGCCUUGAAGAAUGUGGUAUCUACGAUGAUGCUGAAACACAAGCAGAUCGGGCCCUACAACUGAACCGAUUUGAUUGCUGGGCUUCCCACGCAAAGGCUCACGUCCUCGAGAUGAACGGGCGGCACAAAGAGGGAAAAGAGUUUAUGUACAAAACGGAGGAUGAUUGGAGGCAAGGUUGGAUGCUAGCCUCUCACAACUACUGGCACACGGCACUAUUUCACAUUGAGUACGCAGAAUAUGAGUCAGCGCUGGGGAUUUUUGAUCGAGAAAUUGCGAAUCGAUUCAACAAAACCAACUCCUUGCUAGACAUGGUUGAUGCCAGCUCACUGCUGUGGAGGUUAGAACUGGAAGGUGUCAAUGUUGGAAGGGAUCGGUGGAGGAAGAUAGAGCAUCUGUCGAAGUUCAUCGACAAUCACUCAAUUGUGUUCAAUGAUGUGCACCUAGGGCUUGCAAUUUAUAGACAGGAGGAUUUGGAGACGGAGAAGAAGUUGAGAAAUUCAUUGGAGAAGUAUUCAUCGCUGCUAUCCGAGGACAAUGCCCAAAUCAGCAAGACCAUCGGGAUGCCCCUCUACGACGGGAUGCUUGACUUUGCCCGCUGCGACUACGACACAGCUGCCGAGACUAUGUACCCAAUUCGCGAUAAAGUUGUCCAAAUCGGAGGAUCUCAUGCCCAGCGGGACCUUUUCGUUCAGACACUGAUACAGUCUUGCAUUCUGAGCAAGGAUCCCAAGAAUUGGGCUUUGACGCCUGAGCUGCUGGUGGAGAGGGAGACCCUGAAGCAUGACUCGCUGUUGGGCCAGAGGCUUGCUGAUAAGUUUAGAGCUUUACAUCCGCUGUGAGUUGGUGGAGAGUUUAAGUUAUAUUAACUUUAUUUAUUUUUAAUUAUCAUAUUUUUUAUACACAAUAAAGCAAGUUAUUACAAUA
Molecule: messenger RNA, 1492 nt
Organism: Caenorhabditis elegans
Lineage: Eukaryota; Metazoa; Nematoda; Chromadorea; Rhabditida; Rhabditidae
Gene: Y54G11A.7
Product: Tetratricopeptide repeat protein 38
Source: RefSeq, marked reviewed